AUGGCGCCGAUGUCCGAUGGGCCCUCAAGAACCUCCAGCGAAGAAUCCCUGAGAGGAGAGGCAGACCCCAUAGCCCGACAAGACAGCAGGGCAACAAUCUCACCACCUAAAGCCCCAGAGAAAUCAGUUGGAGAGGCAACGGAGAUAGCAGAUACCCUGCAGACACUAGGGCUCUCAACUCAUACAGCGGAGCCACCGACUACACCUCU
Messenger RNA from Pelobates cultripes (western spadefoot toad), 209 nucleotides. The record is from the annotation of a GenBank genome assembly. Lineage: Eukaryota; Metazoa; Chordata; Amphibia; Anura; Pelobatidae.